AUGGCAGAUCUAAGUGUUAUUCUACUAACUACCCUGGCGGUCUUAUUUUUACCCCAAUCCCAAGCUAUCUGUGGUUAUGAGUCGUGCCCAGAAACGAAGGAAGACAUGAUCAAUAUCCAUCUGGUUCCCCACUCCCACAACGAUGUAGGUUGGCUUAAGACAGUAGAUCAAUCCUACUACGGCUACAAGAACGCCAUCCACCACGCUGCCGUUCAGUAUAUACUAGAUAAUGUGGUGACUGAGCUCAUAAAGGACCCCAAGCGGCGAUUCAUUCAGGUGGAGACCGCCUUCUUUGCCAAGUGGUGGAAGGUGCAGUCGGAAACCAUGCGUCAGGUGGUGAGGAAGCUAGUGAACGAGGGACGCUUCGAGUUCACGGGUGGAGCCUGGAGCAUGAACGAUGAAGCUUCUGUAAACUACCAGGAAGUGAUUGAUCAAUUCACUGUUGGAUUAAAAUUCCUGAACGAAACCUUUGGUGCCUGUGCCCGGCCUCGAGUUGGCUGGCAGAUUGACACUUUUGGCCAUUCCCGAGAACAAGCGGCCAUUUUUGCCAAUAUGGGCUUCGAUGGCCAGUUCUUUUCGCGGAUGGACCACAACGACAAGGACACCCGUCUGGAGAACCUCUCUAUGGAGAUGGUUUGGGAGGCCAGCGAAUCACUCAGCGGCUUGGAGCUCUUCUCCGGCCUGCUUUACAACUUCUACUCGGAUACUCCGGGCUUUUGCUUUGACGUACUCUGUGAUGAUGAGCCGAUUAUCGAUGGCAAGGGUCCCAGCAACAAUGUUGAGUCUAGGGUAGACGAGUUCCUCGACUAUGCCGAGGAGGUAUCCAGCCAUUUUCAAACCAAUCACAUUAUGAUACCCAUGGGUGGGGAUUUCCAAUACGAGGAUGCCAGAAUGAACUACAAAAACAUGGACAAGCUUAUUAGAUAUGUCAACGAACGUCAAGCCAAUGGAUCCAUCUAUAACAUCUUCUACUCCACCCCGAGCUGCUACUUGAAUUCCCUUCAUCGAAGCCUGAAGUCGUGGCCCAGCAAGACCCUGGACUUCUUUCCAUAUGCCCACGAAAGUUGGAGCUUUUGGACAGGAUACUUUUCGUCGCGACCAACCCAGAAGCGCUUUGUACGUGAAGGAAACCAGUUUCUCCAGGUGGUCAAGCAACUGAGUCUGCUGGCCCAUCUCUCCAGCGACCAGCAGACCGAGGACCUAGACUAUUUGAGGCAAAUAAUGGGAGUGAUGCAGCACCACGAUGCCAUCACGGGAACCGAGAGGCAGGCCGUCUCCGAUGACUACGAUCGCUUGACCUAUGAUGCUAUUGUGGGAGCAGCCAACAACGCCCGCGAUGCUCUCAGAAUCCUUACCAACCUGCCCGAUGGGGAGUUCGAGAGCUGCCUCAGGCUGAACAUCAGCGAGUGUGCCUUCACCAAGGACGGCGCGGACAACGUAAUGGUGACCUUUUACAAUCCCUUGGCCCAUGAGACGUCUCAGUACAUACGCAUACCCGUCUUAGAAGAAAAUUACGAAGUGACUGACGAGAGAGGAAACAAGGUUCCUUCUGAGAUUCUUCCAGUUCCUUGGCAGGUUCUGGCUUUGGAGCACCGACCCAAUAAUACACAGCACGAGCUGGUUUUCAAAGCAACAGCCAAUAAAGUUGCCAACUAUUUUAUAAAAAGAAUGAGGAAACAAAGGAAGAAAAAAUCCCUGUCAUUCAAAAGAGACCUCGUGAUUCUGACUGAAGUUGUGGUACAGAACUCGAUCGUUAAGUUAGUUAUAGAUAGUCAAUCAGGACUUCUGAAGAGCAUCGAAAUGAACGGAGUUUCCCAGGAAAUUGUGCAAAACUUUGGAAUAUACAAAACAAACACCUCUUGCGCGUACACCUUUCGGCAGGAAGAUGAGCUCAAGUCAGUUCACGAAAGCAUUGAGUUCAGUAUUUACGAAGGAUCUUUGGUCAAGGAAAUCCAUCAGCAUGUCAACGAGUGGAUUUCGCAGGUGAUUCGACUUUACGAAGGUGUCAACCGUGUGGAGUUCGAAUGGAUGGUCGGACCAAUCCCCCUGGAUGGCGAUGUAGGUGGUGAAAUAGUUACCAACUUCCAGAGCGGGAUUUCGUCAAAGGGUGUCUUUUACACCGAUUCUAAUGGUCGUGAGAUGAUAAAGCGCGAAAAAGACAAGCGUGAGGACUUUGUUUCCGACUUGAGCCUCCAACCCAUAGGCGGAAACUUCUAUCCAGUCACUUCACGCAUUGCUCUGCAGGAUGACAGCCAUCGCUUGGUCCUGCUGACGGAUCGAUCGCAGGCGGGGACGAGCCUAGAGGAUGGCCAGCUUGAAAUGAUCCUACAUCGCCGGCUGCUAUUCAACGAUGGCGGUGGUGUGGGUGAGCCUCUGAACGAGGAGCAGUUUGGCAAGGGAUUGAUUGCCAGAGGAAAAUUGUACCUUAUUUUGAAAUCCGUUGAAGAUGGAGACACUAGCUCUGAACGGGUGAUGGAGAAGGAGCUGUCACUUCCCUUCUGGAAGUUUUUCAGCACAGCUGGUAAAGAUGGUAGGGUUUCUUUAGACUCAUUACCUGAUUUCAAUGAUCUUCCGGAGUCAAUUCACCUGCUAACCCUGGAAUCCUUUACUGAAACUGAAGUUCUGCUUCGCCUCGAAAACUUUUUGGAUGCAACAGAAGGAGGUCCAGUUACCUUUAACAUUCGCCACAUCUUCGACAGCCUCAAUGGAGUGGAGAUCAGGGAGACUACUUUGGAUGGGAACUUGCCUCUCAGCGAGAUGAAGCGUUUCAAAUUCCAAGCUCAGAAAUCCGGAAAUCCACCCACAGCUUUGGAAUACACUACCGUCCAGUUCAAGCCAUUAGAGGCGAGUGAGCUUGAUGAAGCCUCAAAGUUUUCUGUAUUAUUGAAUCCGAUGCAAAUUCGCACUUUUAUCAUUAAAACUGCAUAG
Messenger RNA from Drosophila bipectinata, 2928 nucleotides. RefSeq names its product lysosomal alpha-mannosidase-like. Gene Ontology annotation, biological process: mannose metabolic process. NCBI's taxonomy places the organism in Eukaryota, Metazoa, Arthropoda, Insecta, Diptera, Drosophilidae. Gene Ontology annotation, cellular component: lysosome. Gene Ontology annotation, molecular function: alpha-mannosidase activity; carbohydrate binding. The record is from RefSeq and is a predicted model, not a curated record.